GUGCGGACAAGAACGCGCAGGCGCAACUGCAUUGCUCGGGCCCCAGCGGAAACCAUGCCCCUUCUCCAAAACUUAAGGGGCCAGAAGCAGUGCUUAGUGCUCAGGCUCUUCCGCACUUUUGGGGGGUGGGGGUGCGCAGGCGCAGUGGGGGAGCUCUUGGGUGGGGGUAGCGGUUGCGUAUGAGGUUGGUCUCUGUCCCGGCAGAAAAAGACGAGGCGCUGCGGGUCCAGGCUCCAGCUUGCUCUCCCAUACAUCAGUUGGAGGAGUAAAGUUCGUGAAUUGGUCCCCCAAGUUUUGGGGGACCCGGGCUUGCUGCGCGGAGUGACAGAGGCGGCUCCUGGGAACUUCCCCCAUGGAGCCCACCCAGCCUGCAGAGGACCUCAGCCUGACCCAGCAGCCCCCCACGCCAGAAUUUGGGGACCCUGAAGACCCUGGGGAUGAGGCCCCCGACGGCUCAGACACUGUAGUCCUCAGUCUCUUCCCCUGCACCCCGGAGCCUGGGAAUCCUGAACCCGAUGCUGGCGCCUCCUCCCCUCAGGCAGGCAGCUCCCUGAAGCACUCCACGACCCUCACCAACCGGCAGAGGGGGAACGAGGUCUCAGCCCUGCCAGCCACCCUGGACUCCCUGUCCAUCCACCAGCUCGCAGCCCAGGGGGAGCUGAGCCAGCUGAAGGAGCAUCUGAGGAAAGGUGUGUCCACACGCGUGCGCUGGCGUGUCCCUGCCUGUCUGACCACGCAUGUGUGUGUGCAUGUAGGUGCUGACAUGACCUGUCUCCACAUGUGUUGGAGCAUGUCCAUGUGUGUGCAUCUACGUGUGCACUUCCCCCCAUGUUUGACCCCAGCCACCCACCCUGUCCCACUCCCACAGCCUUGGGGAGAGUGGGCAAGGGUCAGUCCAGUGGUAUCACCCCCCCUCCUGCCAGGUGACAACCUCAUCAACAAGCCGGACGAGCGCGGCUUCACUCCCCUCAUCUGGGCCUCGGCCUUUGGAGAAAUCGAGACUGUCCGCUUCUUGCUCGAGUGGGGUGCCGAUCCCCACAUCCUGGCCAAGGAGCGGGAGAGCGCGCUGUCACUGGCCAGCACAGGUGGCUACACGGACAUCGUGGGGCUGCUACUUGAGCGUGAUGUGGACAUCAACAUCUACGACUGGAAUGGAGGGACGCCACUGCUGUACGCCGUGCGUGGGAACCAUGUAAAGUGCGUCGAGGCCUUGCUGGCCCGAGGAGCUGAUCUCACCACAGAGGCCGACUCCGGCUACACCCCAAUGGACCUCGCUGUGGCCCUGGGAUACCGGAAAGGUCGGCCUGAGACACAUGGGGCCGUGACAGGGGGCUGGAGGCAGGGUGACCACAGAGGGACAUCUCUGUCACGGGACAUCCCCCUCGGAUGUCAUAUGCUGGCAGAGAGAAUGUUUGUGUUAGCAGAUGUCGAGUGCCACUAUGUACCUGGCCUGGGCGUGUCCCAGUCUCAGCUCUCAGGGCUCCCCAGGGUUUGGGGGCAGGAGGCCCAAAGCAGCCCUGGCCUAGCCCCAGGAUGGGUGGAGGUCAGGGAGGGCUUCCUGGGGUCCCAGGGGAGGGAGGACAGUCUAGGCUAGAGGAACAGUGCACUCGGAGGCCUGGCAGGGUGAGGACGCUGAGAGAGAGGGGCAGGGCCACAGCCUCUCCGUGGCAGGAGCUGCGUGUGAUCAGGGCCCAUAGGCAGACCCCAGUUUGAUUCUCCACUUCCCCCUUCAGCUUCCCCAUCCAUAAAAAGGGGAUAUCCUAACAGACCUGACCCCCUGGGGUCGUGGGGGGAUUGAGGGCUUGGGAAAUUUUCCCCCUCCCUUCAGUGAGUUUUAUUCCAUUUGGGACAGAAAUCAUUCCUCACAGCCCCUCUUAUCUUUUCAUAAAAAUCACAAUUCACCAAU
Diceros bicornis minor is the source of this 1906-nucleotide messenger RNA. It is a transcript of the gene RFXANK, whose product is annotated as regulatory factor X associated ankyrin containing protein. Gene Ontology annotation, molecular function: protein binding. Gene Ontology annotation, biological process: regulation of transcription by RNA polymerase II. The record is from RefSeq and is a predicted model, not a curated record. Gene Ontology annotation, cellular component: nucleus. Lineage: Eukaryota; Metazoa; Chordata; Mammalia; Perissodactyla; Rhinocerotidae. The transcript has 7 exons. Bases 353 to 1594 code for a protein of 413 amino acids.